Molecule: messenger RNA, 4089 nt
Organism: Podarcis muralis (Common wall lizard)
Lineage: Eukaryota; Metazoa; Chordata; Lepidosauria; Squamata; Lacertidae
Source: RefSeq, a predicted model, not a curated record
GGGAGGGAGGGGGCUGCCGGAGCCUGCGCGGGAAGGGAGCGGCCAGGCCCUCGAGCGAGCGCCGCCGGCGUUUGGGAGCAAGCUGGCAGGAGGGGGCCCGCUCGAAGGGCAGCGGCGGCGGCUGCUCGGCUCCCGCCAUGGGGGUGACCGUGGAGGCGCGCAAGGUUUACAGAUACCCCUUCGAGCAGGUAGUGGCCAGCUAUCUCCGCAAGUAUCCAAGUCCCAUGGAGAAGCAUGUCACGGCUGUAAAAACAGUAGAAGAGAAAACAGGAAUCAUAUACCGGAGGAGGAUUGCAACAUGCCAGAAUGUAAUUCCACACUUCUUAAGACAGAUCAGUGUCCUGAAAGUGCCCGAGGUCUACCUAGAAGAAGAAUCUUGGCUUAAUAAGCAGGAUAGAAUUAUGUCUAUGAAGACUCGGUGCCUCACAUGGACACAGUAUGCUACUCUAAAGGAAGAGUCAGUCUUCAGGGAAAGUCCAGAGAAUCCAAACUGGACAGAGUUCAUUCAGAAUGGCAAAGUAUCAAUAAGAGGGUCAGGUCUCCUGAACUGUUUCCUGGAAGUUUUUGCACGAACCUUUUUAAAUCAAGGAGUGAAAAGGGGUGUUACGAUAAUGGAGAAACUUCUACAAGAACAGUUUGGGAGCCCCUUUUUGUAACGAGGAAAUGAGGAGAAAUCUCCAUGUGUCUAAAGUAGAACCACAGCAAUAUGUCCUCAUUACCAGGCCUGCUUCUUGCUGAAGUUAACUUUAUGGGUUAGAUUGACGAAUAAGGAAAGACUGAGUUGAAGGAAGACAAUUGCCUACAAACUAAGCAGCAUAUGUGGAAUGGCACAACUUAAAAUCUGUGAACCAGUGUGAUCAUGGCGAACGAAAGUAUGGUUUGGAAAAAGACAUCACUGUGUAGUUGCUCUUUAAUCUCCCAUAGACUAAUCAUCAAAAAGAUUCCCACCGAACCCCCUCAAAAAAAACCCCACACAUUGGCACUACGGAAAGACUAUCAGCCAAAAGGAACAAGAUUUUACUCUUGUUUUAAUACAUGGUCCGUUGUUCAGGCCAGAGAAUCUAUUCCACAGCAGUGCAACUGAAAUGGAGGCAUUUUAUUAACAGGUACUGUGAAUCUAUAUCUCAUGAAGACUUUACAUGAACUGCAAGAUUAUUUUAGUUUCAAAAUUCUUGUGUUAUGCAAAUACCAUUCUUUAAAACCUCCAAAAUGCUAUUAAUGCACCUCCAGUUUGCCAAUGUAUCCCUCUAAAAUGUGAACUGUUGCCAAACCUUGCUAGUUUUUCAAACCUACAAAAGCUUCUCAGAAUCUUUAUUAACUUAAUGCUGAAUUCCAGUGGUAGCCCUCUUUAAAAAGAUGGAAAACUUGUUUAGUCUUUCAGUACUUGUAACUAGGUAAUUGACAUCUAAUUAAGUGGUAAGUUGACAUAAGGGCUCAGGUUUUCGUUUCUUUCUUGGACACUUUUGGUGAUGUUGUUUUUUAAAAGAAUGUGUGUGUACACCAUUCUGUCUUCAGAUAUGAAAUGUUACUUGAAUGCCCUUUUCUGAAAUAAAGGAGAACUAACGCUAGAUUUGCAAAUUACUAAUAAUGCAUAAUAUGUGCCACAAUGCUAAUAAGAAGUACUUAAAUGUCUGCAUAUAUAAAAAAAUUCCUUUUUAUUUGUACAAAAUGUUGUCAGCGUUAUACAUUAGGUGAAGUGCUGGGAGGACAAUUAAUAACCGCAAUCUGGUAACUCCUCUGCACCGGAUAGACAUUGUAAACAUGAUAUGGUCUGCUGGGUGAUGCUUAGGUACACAUUCAGUGUUAGAAAUAUUUAAGUCUUGGUUAAAUAAAAUAUGUUCUGGAGCAGUAGGGAGGAUUAUGUUGUUUUGACAUAAAACCAUGUCCUUUUCAACCUUGUCACCUGCAGUUUUAUGGCUGAGAUUGCUGGAGCAGUCUGGAUUAAAUUUAGAUUUACCCGGCACAGCAGUUAUGUCAGGUCAUUUUUAAUUCAUUUCCUUUAGCAAUGAGCCAGCCUAACCAGUCAUUUGAACAGCUAUUUGACAUCUGGCUAAUGGGACUGAAAAGUGUGCCAACUGCCCUGCUGGCUGCCUCCCUUUCUUGCUCCCUCUCGCUAAGCACGUUGAAAGCAAGAAGAGGAAAAACAGACACGUGUUUCCAAGCCUUCUCAGUGCUGAGAAGCAACUGAGCCCUUAAGAAGGAAGGAUCUAAGGAUCUGUGAUUUAAGUGUUAAAAUAGGAAUGCAACAAACGGGGAAGCUGGGUGUGCAUUUGAACAGAACUGGAAGCAGGGUUGGUAUGAACAUUGCCAGUGACAGUACCUCAUAAAGUACUGCAGGCGCAGCACUUGGGUACUAAGCAAAUCUGCGUUUGCCCUUUAAGUGCUCAGAUGACUCCAUAGCACUGUUGUGAAAUAGCAUCUGUUUUGUCUGGGAGUCCCCCCAGAAUUCAUCUGCACCAGCUAUCUAGAACAUACUACCUGUUAACCUAAUACCUGCUGACCGGUGCAGUUGCCUUGGCUCUAGAUGAGCCCCUUGUUCAUCACCCUACUACUCUCAGGCCAUUUGGAAGAGGACAGGAUCUUGUGCAGUAGAAAUCUUGCACUAUUUAAUGCAAGGGUUGUCAACCUGGUCCCUACUGCCCACUAGUGGGAGUUUCAGGAUUCUAGGUGGGGCAGUAGGGGGUUUUACGGCACAAGCUGAAUCCUCCUUCCAUCGAGCACUGGUGGGCGGUAAGGACAUUUUACCAUCAAGAAAGAUGCAUUAGUGGGCGGUAGGUAUAAAAAGGGUGACCACCCCUGGUUUAAUGAGUUACAGUCUUCCAGCUGGAGAGGUUUGAGAUCCAAAUAAUGCUGUUGCAAUCUUGUUUCAGGGAGUGUAUAUGUAGUCUCUGCAACUAUAUUAAGGUCAGCCUUCUUGUAUUUUUUUUUCUUUAAAAAAUAAGGCAAGAGAGUUAAUUACUUUCUUGAAUUUUUUUUUAUAGUCCUCCUUGAACACUAUUGUAUGUCAGGCUCAUUAGAUUCUUCCUCACAUUAUGUCUCUUGACUUGCUAAGUUGUAGCUAACACCUGCUUUACAUGUACUCAUUGCAUUCCAGGAAGCUAGAAAUUUACAUUUUUAUAUAAUAUCAGGUCUUACAGAGUUUGGAGGAGCUCAUCUGCUUUUUUUCCAAGCAGUUCACAGAGCCUCUCCUUUUCCCAUGUGGAGAUUAAUCUCAGUGUUUAAAAAGGGAGCAUCUUGUUGACACAAAUACAUUUGUAUGUCAGGUGGUGCAAAUAUGGUGAUGUAUCAGAAAGCAGCUUUUCUAAGGCCCUGUCUAAACAGUACAAUAAUCUUAAAAUGCCCUCUGUGUGGCUGUUGUGUGGAGCAGUGUACCAUACGGACGCCCCACAUCCUAUUGGUAGUUACAGGAGGAUGGAAUGGAGGCACAGCUAUGUGAAGGCAUGGGAUUUCUUCUUACAAUAGGUGUGACUUGCAUGGCAAGCCACUGUGUGUCUCUGUGGAGACUGUAAAAUGUAUAGAUAGGUCUACCUCAAGUCACACUGCAUGCACCACAAAACCUUUUCGGCAUGUAUGUUCUCUAAUAGCAAGGCCAACGCAAUAUCACAGAUUGUUUCAGUUAACCACAGGCAAGGUUGUUGGGUGCCUUGUCAACUGCAUGUUUGCUUGCAGAUUACAGGGCCUGCUACUGGCUGCUGAAUGCUUGGAUAUAGCCCUCAGCUUUGUAAACUACAAAACAGCAUUGAAAUGUAAGAAUGCCUGAACACUACUGAUGUCUAAAAGCAACCAACUUCAUGAAGUGCCUUUGACGUCUGUGCCUUGAUAAUGUGAUCUAGAAAGAAAUAGAACUCAUCCCCACCUCCAGAUGUUAAACAUUAAAAAUGUUUUAAGAACUUAAUUCUUAGCCCAUAAUCAUUUGCAAUAUUUUUACAUUAGCAGCUAUCUUUCAUUAUCCCAGAACUUGCUUUGCAGUGUAUAUGUGUUGCGAAUCAAUUGUUAAGGGAAUGGGUUAAUGAAAUUAUAAAUGAUGUUUUUCAUAUCCAUUUUGUAAUAAUUGUACAACUCAUUAAAAAAGGUGUUCUGAUCAUACAC